ACAAUGCAGGUGUGGUGCGGUGUGUUACCUGUGCGCCGCGUGCCAGGUAGUACACGCACACCUGCAUCUGAGGGAGGGAGUGCGCGUGUCACGUACUCAAGCAGGUGUCACUAAGUACAAGUUUCAAACACACACACACACACACACACACACACACACACACACACACACACACACACACAAGCACACACGCACACCACCUGUACAUUUCCCACGUCAAUUACCGGACAGUGCACACCACCCUUGUCACCACCACUCCACCACCACAACCGCCACUAUGAACACCUCUGUACCACUCCUGCUGUGCCUACUCCUCUCCACCACCCACGGGGAGAAAGAGAAGGACCCUCUACAAACCUCACUGACGAUAAAGGAACCCUCGUGUCCUGAACCCCUGGACAUCCUGCCGUGUGUGUGCGAUGUGGCUCAUAUGAGACUGGAUUGCUCAAAUGUGGAGGAUGAGGCGCAGCUCCGUCAGGUAUUCACAGCCUACUUCCCCAGCACGGCCUUCUCCGAGUUCUUCAUGAGCAACAACAUGGGCGUGAGGGUGCUGGAGGACGGUGUGUUUGGGAAAGUUAGUUUCCAUACCAUCAUGGUGCUAAAUUCUGCACUGGAGAUUGUGAGGAUGAUGCGCUCACCCGUAGCCUUCAUACACUCACUGUCAUUGAGUUUUUCACCAACUCGCUCGCUGUCUUCCCCUUCCACAGACUGCAGGAGUUCACUUCGCUGCGCAGUAUGUAUUUUCGGAGUGUGAG
Molecule: messenger RNA, 755 nt
Organism: Portunus trituberculatus (swimming crab)
Lineage: Eukaryota; Metazoa; Arthropoda; Malacostraca; Decapoda; Portunidae
Exons: 1
Coding region: 278-754 (158 amino acids)
Source: RefSeq, a predicted model, not a curated record